AUGGUAGCACUUGAGCUGUACCAUUACGACCCGUCCUUCAUUCCCGCCAUUGUCGCUCUGGGCUUGUUUUCUGCCUCGACGGUAGUGUGCUUGUUGCAGAUUUUACGAUGUAGAACUUGGUUCUUUAUUCCGUUCCUUUUGGGAUGUUCAGUUGAGGCGGUGGGAUAUGCUUGCCGUGCGGUAUCAGCAAGAGACUCACCUCGCUGGACGGUUCCCUUUGCGACACAGACCUUUGCCUCUCUUCUGGGUCCUACUCUAAUGACUGCGACUGUCUAUAUGAUGCUCAGAAGGCUUAUCGAAGCGCUAGAUGCAGAUGUCCACUCUUUAGUUCCGGCAAAGGUGCUUCCAAAGGCGUUUAUCUUUGGGGACUUGCUCUCGCUUGCGGCACAAUUGACAGGUGCGAGUAUAUCUAUAAUGGCCAAGACAGUCAACAAGCAGCGAACAGGCCAACUCAUUAUUGUCGGUGGCCUUGCAUUCCAACUGUACUUCUUUGGCUUUUUCACCUCCAUCUUGCACAUCGUCCACAGCCGUGUCCUUGACAAUCCAACUCGCCAAAGCACAACGCUUACGAUGCCCUGGAAGCGAUGGAUCAUCGUUCUCUACGUAGCCUGUGGACUGAUCAUUGCUCGAUUGAUCUAUCGUUUGAUCGAGUACGGCACUGGCCCUACAGGCAUUGUGCAAAAGACAGAGAUCUACUUUUAUGUAUUCGAUGCAUGCUUCAUCUUCAUUGUCACCGCUCUGCUCAACAUCUUCCACCCGAGAAGCUUAGCUACCGUUUCUAGAGAAGAGCUGAAGGACAUUGAAACAGUGGUCGUCACACCGGUCAAAUCCCUUUCUCAGUAUCAGCUACCACAAACCCCCCCAAGAUAUCCUCAACCACCGCCUUAUUUACCCUCGCACGCAAACCUCCGAAAUCGCGCGCCUAGCUUUCAUUAUCCACAGUCUCCCUACAAAAGUCAAUCUUUUAUUCAGUAUCCGCCCGCGCUGCAUUACUAUCAGCAGCGAAGGCCGCAUACACUUGCGCACCACCGCCCGCGAACGAACAGAACUAACAGAAGCUUCAAUCCGUCUUUGAGCUCUUCUUCUAGUGUUAUUAGUAUUUACAAUCCCAAGACCGGGCAGUAUGAACCUUUCCGAAGGUAG
Messenger RNA from Fusarium sp. VM40, 1143 nucleotides. The record is from the annotation of a GenBank genome assembly. Lineage: Eukaryota; Fungi; Ascomycota; Sordariomycetes; Hypocreales; Nectriaceae.